UUUAUUUCUGGCAGUCAGAGUAGUAACCGAUUUAUUAACCAUCCAAGAUGAUUUUUGUUUAUUUGUGUUGUUUCCUUCUGUUUUUGUACUAUCUCUACCGAAAAAAUUACAAAUAUUGGGAAUCAAAGGGAGUUCUGACUGAAAAACCCUUUUUUAUUUUUGGAAGUUUCUACGAUGUGGCCCUUCGAAGAAAACACUUGUUUCACAAAGUUCGAGAAAUCUACGACAAGUUUUCAACCCCUUACGUUGGCAUCUACAUCUUCAACCAACCGACUCUAGUGAUCCGAAGUCCCGAAUUAUUGAAAAAAGUGUUAGUGAAAGAUUUCGACAAAUUUAUAAACCGCAAAGUGGCAGCCAACGAAUCGGUCGAUCCAGUGUUCUUCCACACACUUUUCAGUGCAAAGAACGACAACUGGCGCAAUCUCCGUGCAAAAAUUUCCCCAGUUUUCACUUCAGGAAAAAUCAAACUGAUGUUCCCUUUGAUGAAAGAAUGCGGAACUGAUUUGCUCAACUAUUUCAAGAAGCGGAGUGGUGGAGUUAUAGAAGCUAGAAAUGUGACGAAGAAAUAUGCCGUAGACAUAAUAUCAUCAUGUGCUUUUGGCAUAAAUUCUUAUUGUUUGAAAGACGACAACUCUGAAAUUAUGCAAAUUGCAACACAACUCGUUGAUUUCAAGUCGUUUAUUAGAAGCAUCUCAAUCUUCUGUUUCUUUUUCAUGCCAAAACUAGUCGAUAUAUUUAGACUAACUUUUGCGGACAAGAAAGCUUCCGAAUAUUUGAUGAAUGUUUUCAAAACUACUAUAAACGAACGUCGGAAAAAAACAAUUGUUCGCAACGACCUGAUUGAUAUGCUGCACAAUUUAAAGGAAAAUAGUAGCAGUUCAGAUUUCACCUUUGACGAUGUGAAAAUGGCAGCACAAGCUUUGUCUUUCUUUUCUGCUGGAAAUGACACGACCUCCAUAACAAUUACUUUCGCUCUCUACGAACUGGCCUUAAAUACUGAUAUUCAGAACCGACUACGUGAAGAAAUUAGGAAACGUUACGAAGCUCAUGGUGACUUUACUUACGAAGCUAUUCAAGAAAUGAAGUACUUGGAAAUGGUCCUAUGUGAAACUCUGAGGAAAUAUCCUUUGACGAUUUUCUUAAAUCGUGAAGCUGUCUCCAAUUACACGCUUGAAGAGUCUGGACUCACAAUAGACAAAGGGACCUCUAUCAUGAUUCCUGUUGCGGGAUUACAUUUCGACGAAGAGUAUUUUCCAAAUCCUGAGAAAUUCGACCCGGAGCGUUUCAGUGACGAAAAUAAAAGUAAAAUAGUUCCAUACACCUAUAUGCCGUUUGGAGAUGGUCCAAGAAUAUGUAUUGGGCAAAGAUUUGCCAUGUUAGUGAGCAAAGUUGCUUUGGCUUACAUUCUUAAAGAUUUUGCCGUCGAAAAAACAGAUUCUACUACCGUUCCAAUGCAGUUGGACCCGGGGGCUAUAUUUUUAAUGAAUAAAAAUGGAGUAAAUUUAAGAGUAGUUGAAGUGAAAUAAUGUAUAAAUAUAAAAAAGAGAUUUAAAAAUUAAACAAUUUUUUUGA
This is a messenger RNA of Tribolium castaneum (red flour beetle), 1572 nucleotides long. Its product is annotated as cytochrome P450 6k1-like. The transcript has 4 exons. The record is from RefSeq and is a predicted model, not a curated record. NCBI's taxonomy places the organism in Eukaryota, Metazoa, Arthropoda, Insecta, Coleoptera, Tenebrionidae. Gene Ontology annotation, molecular function: iron ion binding; monooxygenase activity; oxidoreductase activity, acting on paired donors, with incorporation or reduction of molecular oxygen. Bases 48 to 1526 code for a protein of 492 amino acids.